GAGGAUUUUGUAGAAAAUAAGCUCGGGUUGAAUAGCUUUUGAGCUGUAUUCAUGAAGAGCGAGUUAGCUAAAUGCGAACGGGUGGCACACAUCCACUAGAGCAGCAACAGGGUAACCGAGAAUGCUUCCAAUGGAGCACAUCCACCUCAAAAAUGUCCUGCAGACAGUGUGUGCCCUGGAGUCUGUCAUCCUUCGCAGUUUUGGCCCUGAAGGAGGACAGGUGUUGUUUACCCGCGAUACUGGACAGGUAAUGUUGAGCCGCAGUGGAGCACGCAUUCUCACAGCCCUGCAUCUGGAGCAUCCACUUGCCAGGAUUGUGGUGGAGUGUGUCCGGAAGCACAGCGCGUCAGUAGGUGAUGGAUCCAAGACCUUUAUUUUACUACUUGCAUCAUGUCUGCGAAUGAUUCAUGCCACAGCCUGCAAGGAGCCUAAUGUGUCUCAGUCUUAUAACUCUACAGGAGCAGCAGAAGCCUCUGCUGCCAGGCGCCUGGCUGACAAACUGCUAGCGUUUGCGUUGACAGAAUUGGAUGAUCUCAUUGCAGCUAACGUGGUGCCACAUGGAUUCUGUGUCUCGCUGGAGGAUUUUACAACAAAAACAAAGCUACCAGCUCACUCUAAUAGCCUCUCUGCUAAGAUGCUUUUAUCAUCAUUUUUUCACACGCGUCUUGGUUAUGUGCACUGUGACUUUUUUAGUGAUCUCACGUGUGACAUGCUCAGACAUUGGGAGUUUAAAGGUGACCAGCUUUUCUCCGCCCUUCAGUUUUUAAAUGACAACUUUCCAGCACUGCAUACACAAGUAUCAGGUCUCCCUGUUGGCUCUUCACGUCUGAUUGAGGGACAGGUCAUUCAGAGAGAUUUUGCCACGCCGUUCCUCCAGGUUAACAAGAAGACGGUCAAAGCUGUAGCUUUCACCGGGUACCUGCAGCCAAAAUUACUAAACCCAGGAGAUGUGCUUGAGUUGGAGAAAACAAGUAUUAUGCACUUUAAUGCUUGGACAGAAAGGUCAGUCGAGUGCCUUAUUAAAACUCUGCAGAGUUUAGGCGUCUCUGUGCUUUUUUGUGAAGCGAAGCAAUCAGCUGCUGUCCUGGCUUUAGCCACACAUGCAGGCAUAAGUGUUGUGGAGUGUGUCAGUGAAGAAGAGCUCUCUCUGUUUGCUCGGCUAAGUGGGGUAACACCUGUCUCAGACUGUUGGAUGGUUCAACCAGAGAAUGUAGCUACGCUGAGUUUUUGCAGGCCGAUACUUCUCGGAGCACACAGGUAUGUCCAUGUGGCGUUCUGUGACUCUGAAGAAGGACUUAAACCUUGUAGUCUGGUGAUUUGUGCUCCAGGAGAAGGACAAGCAGACCAGUGUGCAAAGGCAAUUCAAGAUGCAAAUCGUAUGCUUCUUACAACAAUGCAGCCCGUGUGUUUGCACAAAACCACAGCACUAAAUAAAUGUGAAAUCACACGUUUACAUGCAGCUAGUCUACCCAAAGACGGUGCAAACAGAUGUGAUAUUGGUGUGUUGAAGCCAGGUUGUGUGAUACCUGGUGGUGGAACGUUUGAGUUCCUCUUGCACUGUUCUCUCCUACAACACCACAGCUCCGUUUCUAAUCCCACUAACACGGAUGUCCAUAUUUCCCGGAUUUUGGCGAAGGCUCUCUUGGUCGUUCCUUGCCAGAUUUACUGUCGCAAUCCAAAAGGUUUCCUGCAGACCCAAACCAGGGUUAUGAGUUUGAUUUCAAAACAACCUCGCAUGUGUUGGCUGUUAAAAGAAACUCAAAACCCAAAGCCCAAUCAGGCCGAGGAUCCUGAGAAGGGUGCUUUCAUGACGAACACGGGCCUUGACUCCAUCUCCUGUAAAUCCCAGCUGCUUUUGGAUGUGUUGCAGUGCGUCACAAGUCUCCUCCAAGUAAAUAUGAUGUUUCGGACACACAUGGCUUUACAAAAAACACAUAAAAUCACAAACACUUCCUGGGAGCAGACAGAGGAUGAGACUGAGGACUGAGUGUGUGUUGCAUUUAGCAGCCAUCUUUGUUUAACUUUAGGCUGUUCCUGCUGCUCCUUUAUCACAAGCCUUUGAACUGGAAAAAUAAAUAUUUUAUGAGUA
Molecule: messenger RNA, 2089 nt
Organism: Nothobranchius furzeri (turquoise killifish)
Lineage: Eukaryota; Metazoa; Chordata; Actinopteri; Cyprinodontiformes; Nothobranchiidae
Gene: bbs10
Product: Bardet-Biedl syndrome 10
Biological process (GO): chaperone-mediated protein complex assembly
Molecular function (GO): ATP binding
Source: RefSeq, a predicted model, not a curated record